Aedes albopictus (Asian tiger mosquito) is the source of this 16257-nucleotide messenger RNA. RefSeq lists its product as uncharacterized. The record is from RefSeq and is a predicted model, not a curated record. Gene Ontology annotation, biological process: DNA integration. Gene Ontology annotation, molecular function: zinc ion binding; nucleic acid binding. The coding region runs from base 10587 to 13142 and encodes 851 amino acids. The transcript has 2 exons. Lineage: Eukaryota; Metazoa; Arthropoda; Insecta; Diptera; Culicidae.
GAGAAUUUCAAGAAGUAUGUUUUAAUGAUAAUAUUUCAAUGCAAUAAGUAGUUUUGAUGACACCAUCAAAUAUAACGUAAAUGUCUUUUUGGGUAAAUAUAUAGGAGAAUUAUGAUAAAUAUGCUAUAUUAGCUAUAAUAUUUGUAUCCUACAAAUGCUGGUGCUGACAAACCAUACUUAUUACUUAACAUCGGAGAAUUUCUAGUUCUCUUCAUAAGAUGAAGCAUAGAGGUAUGUAUGGCACGGUAAACGCUGGCAACGUGAUUCAGACCUCUUGUACGGUCCAUUAGUCUCUGACCAGCAAUUCAGAUCCCUACAUCCUAGUUCGAACCGGCUGGGGUACGAGCAGGGAUGCCAUAUAUACAGAUUUAUAUAUAUUAUACAGAUUUUUGAGCAUCCGUACAGAUUUCAAAAAUCUUCUAUAUUUUUUUUAUAAUAAUUCCUGUAGAAAUUCCUAGGUAAUAUUUCAGGCCAAACAUAUCUAAAGGUCCUAUCUGCAAAACUCGUGAAGAGGAGAAUAUCAAAAUGAUAACAAAGGAAUCAAAAUGAAUGAAAAGUUUUCUAGGAAUUCAUUGAACAAUUCGCGAUAGAAAUUCUGGAUACAUCUCCGAGGAAGUUUGUGGAGGAAAAACUCGUGGAAGAUUUUCUGCAAGGAAUCCUUACAUGAUUUCUCUUGGAGAAAUCAUGUAGAAUAUCUGAGGAAGUCUAUGGAAAGUUUUCCAAAAAAAACUCCGUGAAGAAACUUCUCGAAAUCUAGAGAAAUUUCUGGACCAAACUUUAAAAGAAUUCCUAAAACAAUCAACGGUAGGUUUUCCCAAAAUUCUAAAAAUUUCGUUUUUUGACGAAAUGCUUCCAUAAAUUCCCGAAUAAAAAGAUUUUUCAAGAAUAUAAGAAAUAAGUACUAAAGAAAUCUAUGGACGAAUUUCUGCAAGAAUCCUAAAAAGGAUUUUUUUCAGAAAACCCCUGUUAAAAUUUCCGACUAAAUCCUUGGAAAUAAUUCCAAAAGGAAAAAAAACAUAUUUGAAAAAUGUUUGAAGGUAUCCAUGUACGAGUUUCUGAUGAAAUUUUUGGAAGAUUUUCUGAAAACCUUCGGAAGAAUUUCUGAAGCAAUCAAUGAUCAGUAUAUUCGCCUCACUCCAUUUAUAUUCACUCCUCUUUGCUGAAGCGAAUCGAGAAAGAUGCAGCAAACGGAUUGUCGUGAUCAAACACGCAAAUCCAUCAUCAGUGGGAAGCGAACCGCAAGCUACUUGACAUGGAUAUUCGUUGCCGAUUGUCGCAGUUUGGAUCGCAAGCGAAUGAAUGAAUGGCGAAUGGUAACGAAUGCUGGUGAGCGAUCGAAGCGGCUAUUAUCAUAACUAGAAGAGAAUUUCUGCAUGUAAUGCAUACAUUUUUAGUGUAUUGUUGUUAAAAUGCUAGAUUAGCAGAGAAAAUAAUAAACAUUUUUAGAAAACUUCAAAAAUUCGUAUGCGACGAAUCGCAUCACCGCUCGAUCGCUUGCGAUGCGAAUGUGGACAAAUGUUUAAAUUCCAUGUGUGGCUUACCACCGUUCGCCGAAGUUUGCUGUCGUCGCUGACAAGCAAACACACAAACUGAAGUGACAACCGUUCGCUGCUGACUGUAUUCGAAUGUAGAAGAAGAUGAAAAGUGGAAAUCAGGAACCCUGGAAGCAAUCGCUGGAGAUUUUUUCGAAGAAAUUCUUUUAAACAUAAUAAAUAAUAUGCAAAGGAUUUUCUGUGGAAAUCCCUAGACCUAUUUAUUGGGGAAUUUCUGAAGCAAUUCAUGAACAAUGUUUCUAACAUAAUUCAGUGUGAAACUCCUAGAAGGAUGCCCAGUCAAAAUUCUAGUGCAGUUCCAUGAAGAAUUUCUAGGGUAUUACCCGAACAAAUUUUCGAAAUGUAUCCUAAGUAAAUAUUUUGGAAGAAUUCGUAAAGAAAUUUCUUGGAGAAUUUCUGGAGGAUUCCUUGCAGAAACGUUCAAUAAUCCAAUCAUUGCUAUGAUAUGCUGGAUUUACAGAAAGGUUUCAUAUAUGAAACGUUUGUUUGUCAUAGUACCCGGAUGAAAUGUUUUCGUUUAUUUCCAUUGCAUAUUGGCUAUACUAAUGACCGAAUUUCAACAUAUUCCUAGUACCGAAAGUAUCGGUAUCAAAGCUCAGUCAGUACCGGUAUUUCGGUACCAAAAAUAGUUCGGUAAAACCGGGAUUUACGGUACCGCUACUACAUCCCUACCUAGUGGAGCGGACCUGGUGUGAUGGUUAAAGCACGUGACUAUCUCGCCGAGGACCUGGGAUCGAAUCCCACUCCCGACAAACUCGCAAAAUGUGAGUUCUUCCUUCGGAAGGGAAGUAAAGCGUGGGUCCCGAGAUGAACUAGCCUAGGGCUAAAAAUCUCGUUAAUACAGAUACAAAAAAAAAUACAUCCCUACCUGCCGGCACUCUGUAGGGGUAUUUUUGCUGGCCACUCUGCGAUUAUUUUUUUAUCACAUUUCCCCUUAAAUCCAUGAUUCAAUUGUUGAACACAGCCAAUACCUAAAGGCCAUUCCAGUUCCAAGGGUAUUUGAAAUGGUCUCAGGGAGUUUCUAGUUGUGUUCCAGUUGGCUUCAGAGGCGUUGCAGAUGUUUCAGAGAGAUUGAUAAGUGAUCUAAAGGUGUUCUAGAGGUGUUUCAGGGCGUGUCAAGAGCGUACCAAGGGAUUACAAGGAGCUCCAUUGAUACUUCUGGGGAUUUCACAAGCCUUCACGUUCCUUAAUUUCCGGUCAUUUCAGGGCGUACCAAGAGUGUUUCAGGGGAUCUGAGGGAGUUUCAAAAGGCUUAAGAACGUUUCAAUGGGUUUACAUCGCUCUCCUGGAGAGUUCAAUUGUCGACAACCCCUGCGACGAAACAGGACUUGCGAUUGGAAGCUCGGUACGUAGAACUGCAGAUCUCUCAAUUUCAUCGGGAGCACCUGCAUACUUGCCGAUAUACUGAUGGACUGCGGGUUUGGCAUUGUAGCGCUGCAUUAGGUAUGUAGGGACAGGAUCAACGAUGCGAAGAGCUGCGGUAACACAACAAGCGAGCUGGGAACAGGUUUUAAAAUAAGGGCUGGCAAUGCGAUUCGGACCUCUUAAAGUAAGGUUCUUCAGCCUUUUGCCAUGCACCACCGAUCCCGAUCUCCAAACGGCACCGGUCGAAAUACGAGCAACCUCAGGAAAGAUAGUCCAAAAAAUACUGAGAAAUCAACAAGAGCAUACGAACCGAGACCAACGGCAACGACUCCAGAGAACAAAAAGGACUGAAAACUGAACUCUUCGUGAUCAAUAACCUACGGCACCGACGGCCGCCUCAGUAUAAUCUGGAGCGACUGAAGCAACCGGAUAUCACCACCGCAUACGCGCAGAAUCUUGAGACAGAGUUGCCGGACGAGGGUGAGCUCAAUGAAUCCCCUCUCAAGGGCUGUUAAAGUACGAUAUAAGCAGCCAUCGCAGCUGAGACAAACGUUGAGUAUGUGGAACAGUACCGAAGGAACGAUUGGUUCAACGAUGAGUGUGGAGAGAUUUUGGAAAAUAAGAACGCAGCGAGGGCGGUCAUGCUGCAGCACGGGACCCGGCAGAACGUGGAUCGAUAUAAAAGAACGCGGAAACAUCUUCCGGAAGAAAAAGCUCCGUCAGGAAGAAUCGAAAUGCGAACAUAAGGAACUGUUAUGCCGUUCACAAGAAACACCAGAAGCUUAACGCAUCCCGCAAAGGCUUCGUGCCGCGAACCGAAAUGUGCAGGGAUAACGACGAGAGCAUCUUGACAGACGGACGUGAGGUGGUCGAAAGGUGGUGUAGUGUCGAUCUACUUGGUUUUCCUAAAUGUGUAUUAACCUUGAGCAUAUCAUACCUUAACUAUGUAUAAACCUUAACAAUAUCGAGAAGCAUACCUUUUGUUGUAACAUACCUUGUUGACAGAAUAAAGCAGUUCAUUUCUAUCCACGAUCAGAGACGGACGCGUGUGCGGUUAAGGGGGAAAUCAGUUUGGUUUUUCUAACACAUGCUUGCUUAAUUUUCUCACAUGUGUGAGUUUUCAAUUGAAAAUGAAGAAAUACUCGAAUUUUCACCACUAUCUGAUGUCGAGUUAUUUUAAAAUUUGCUUCAACGCUUGCUCAGGACACUUACCUUUUCAUUGAAACCAAGAAAUACAACAUUUUCACAAUAUUUCACUGCAAAACUGCUAAUUUAUAAAUUGUGCGCUAUCUUUUCCAAAUUCCCCCCCAACGCACACCAGCUCGCACCAUUUCACUAGCACUAUCUUACCGGGAACAGUCUCACUUUUUAAUUGCCUCUCGAAACGUAAUUGCUUCCAUAAUCGAAGUGUAAAAUGUUUCACCGGCUUCACAAAUGGAAUAAUAGGGUAUAUGUACCAUUCCUUGGCCUAAUUUGCAAGCCGCCUUGACAAUUUUGACCAUAAUUCAUGAAUUAAUAGCACUAGAAAUAAUAUGUUGACCCUAUAAGACACUCUAGGCAAUGUAUGUUUCGCCAAUUGGAAGUAAACUAACGUAAAUAUUCAAGAAUUUACUUAAUUAAGUUGAAAAGAUUGGAUGCGAUGGUAUGCAACGUUGGUCUAUGGUACAACAAUUGGCCUAUUAGUGGAUACAACGUUGGCCUAUUGCUUUCUAUUCACUAGAACCACUAAUUAUCUCAUUUUUCAAAAUUUCUGCUGAAGUAUGAUCUCUGUUUGUUCACCAAUCCUACCUUUAAAUUACAUUUUCGGAGCCAAAUGUUCAAAAAACUAUAAAUAAAUCACUUAAACUAAAGUUCUUUCUUAAUUUAGUAACGAAAACAACGCAACCCUAUAUUGUGUUAUAUUUUUACAGUCACCGCACACAAAAUCUUUUUUUCUGUUCGUUCUUUCUGGUUCUUACGCAAACAAUGUUGUGACGUCACUUUAUCGGUGUUUUUGACGUCACUUUACAGAUGGGCCAAGAUUUGGGUACAUUGUGAUAAAAAUGUCCUCAAUAUUCGGCCCACAUUCAAUUUGUAAAAUAGUUAUUAUUCGUUGAAAACAAAUACACAACUUCAAAAUAGCGUCUUUGACCGUCGCCUCAAAUGUUCAGUUAUUGAAAAGUCAAUUCGAAAUGUUCCAGAAUCUUGCCAUUUAUGAUCAUGUGUAUAGACUACCCACUAAGCCGAAGAAUCAUGGCGUCUACAAAAGCUUAACAAAGUGACAUUUUCAUUCAAUUCUAAUGCUCCAAAGUGCUAAAAUUGAAACGAAAUGUUACAUUUGUUUAGCGUAUAGCUUUUCCGAUAUCCAGCUAUGCGUGUUUGUUUGAGUUUUUGGUUUACGUUGAGAUAGGCCGAACGAGGGGACUAUGCCAACGAAGCAUCCCGAUACCCUAUUCACUACAUCACGAAAAAGUCCGCGGCGAUAGCCACACAAUCGCGAAAACUGCACAAAAUCGUUUUUCACUUUCCAACCGGCGCGGUAUUUACUUCCAUGUAGUGCACAUACAUGGUGUGGCUUUUCUUGAUUUGCUGUUUCUUUUAUUCUCCCAUUGCCUAUGCGUGCAUAUUUCUUGCGUCAUAUGCACAGCGUGAUAAACAAGUUGAAGAUGGGAAAGAGACAAAUGAAAUGCACUAACGAACCUGCCUCAUCUGCACAUCCGCGUGCAGGAGUGUUUGUUUACUCUCUGUAAAGUCAGUAGGCGCUUUCACCAAUACUUAUAAAUUGUGAGUUGAACCUUAAGUGCAAUAUUCCGAACGGCCGAAACACUACAUUGGCAGACGAGGAAAAUUCCGAACAAUUUCAUCGCGGUAGCUGUGGUAAAAGGGUGGAAACCCGAAAGCUGUUGAUUUCGAGGUUGAUUUGAUCAGUUUUGUGAAAGUUUUGGGUCAAAAGAAUCUUGUCAAGUGAAAAGGAAAAGCGGUAGGUGGGAUAGUGCAAAAGAAUUUAAAAGGAAAAAUAGUCUUCGAAGUGCAUUAUUCUGGAACACGUGGGUUUGAUGCAUGAAAUGAUGCCAAGAGUGUGAUAGCAGAAAAUGGCGUGAAACAUGUGGUUGGUUUGCAAGAAAAAUAAAAUGGCGUCUUCGUUCAUUGGAACAUGCCGGGGAGAAAGAGAGAGGCAUCAAGUUUGUAUAGAAAAUGAGAAGCGUGAUGGUGUUGGUAACGUUUUCAAAUAAACAGGGUCGUCACGUACACCAAAAGAAAAACAGUGGUAGUGGUUGCGGAAAAGCUUUACUACGAACGGUAAUGAAAUGAAAAGAAAGCUAUUUGGGCUUGGGUUAGUGUUGGUGAACUGGAUUCCACGAUGAUUGUUGGUGCUUGGAUUAUUGUUUUGAGUGGCGGAAAAAAUAAAAUGGCGUCAUUGGAAAUUAUUGAAAGUGGAGAAGAAACGAUGAAUAUUGCUAUUAAUGCCAGAAAGAAGUUGGGGAAGAUAGAUGCAUGUGAAAAUAUUGAUGGCUUUUAGCAACUUCAAGUGCAUGUGUAUUAAACUAUUCUGAAAGAUAGAUGGAAUAGAAAUAAAAAUCAUAUUGAUAGAAAAGCUAUUUGAGUUGAUGAAUUUGGGAAAGGGUACAUGGUGAAAUGUACAACCAUCGACAGCAUCUGUUAUACAACACUACUAGAGAAAUACGAUGGAUAAUCCGUAUUUACAAAUUACGGAUCUGAUAACGUAAGCCAAUGCUGGCAGGGUAAGUCCACAACAAUAUUUAUUCAUAUGGCGUAAAAAAAUCGAAAAUGAAAGAUUUUGGUGCAAUUAUUCAGAAGGUAAUUGGCCUCCUAAAGUGGUGUUAAGUUUUGUGAAAUCACAUUUCGUAUUUUAGUGAUUGAGUCGUUCCAGAUAAAAUUUAAUGUGGGAUCGGGGUAGAAAAAAUCAUUUUAUCGAUAAAUGUACCAAAAAAAUUUAUUAUUAAACUGAUGGGGAACUGGUAUUUCCCUUUCAAACUUCCUAAUUUACACGUCAUAACCUCUACCUUCAAUCGCCAAUAGAAAAAUGAGAGAACUUUGAAUGGUUUUGAGUCAUGGGCCGAGAGCCGGAUUCUCAAAUUAUGAAUUGUUGUUCGAUUAUUGAAAUGGGACGAGAUCCGGAUUCACCAGGUUCAAAAUCUAAUUGCUUCCCUGAUAAAAAAAAAAUUCCAAUAAAAUCACCAUAAAUUAUCAUUGAAUAAUGAUACAUUUUACUGUUUAACAAUGGAAUAUAUUGUGUGCGUACUAUCCUGUUGAUAAUGCUGUAUCGGAACUACAGUACGUGCACAAUAAAAUCAAUGGUACUAGAGAUUUCAAUAAUAAAAACACCAUAAAUUGAAUAAUAGUUAACUUAACAUAACAAACCCCAUUUUCUAUUGUAAAAGUGACAUUUACAUUGUGGAGCGGACCUGGUGUGAUGGUUAGAACACUUGACUAUCACUCCGAGGACCUGGGAUCGAAUCCCACUCCCGAUAAACUCACAAAUUUGAGUUCUUCCUUCGGAAGGGAAGUAAAGCGUGGGUCCCGAGAUGAACUAGCCUAGGGCUAAAAAUCUCGUUAAUACAGACAAAAAAAAAAAAAAAAACAUUUACAUUACAUGCUAUGGUGGAAAACCAUAGGGUCUUUUGGUACUCUAUCGUUUUAAACAAAUGAAUUAUUGGUAAAUACCAUUCAUUUCAGCGUGUUGUAACAAGACAUUCUAUUGUAUCUCUAUGAUCUUUUUUUAUCAGGGUUAGCAUUCGUAGGAAUAGUAUUGAGUCAUGGGCCGAGAGCCAGAUUCUCAAAUUAUGAGUACUUGAAAUAAUCAGAGUGAAAUGGGACGCGAUCCGGAUUCACCAGGUUCAAAAGCAAAUGUCUUAGUGUGGUGUUGGUGUUGAGUCAUGGCAAAUAUACUAUAUUAAUAAUAUAACUCACUUCCAGCUAUUUCUGGCGACCCUUUAUCCUGUGCUUGUGGCGCCGCUUGUGACGAACGUGGCAACUAUUACACUCUAAAAACGUAUGCCCUUCAGAAAUACACACGCUGUCAACAUUAAUGAACUAGGGAUGUCAAUAAUCUCUUCAGUUAUCGAUAAAUAAUAUCAAAAUGUUUAGGGCUUAUAUAUAAACAAAUCAUAUUCUUUGCGUAAUAGCUUUUGCACACAAUAUACUUUAAGUCAAAAUGAAUCAACAAGUAUCCCCAAUAGCUAUAGCAAUUUGACCAAAAUAUUUCACUUAUUGGUACUUCCAAAACAAAUAUGCUCCUGGAAAAAAAUGAUAAUUGCGAAACGUCAAAUUGCGUAUGUUCCAUCACUGAUAUACGACAGUUACAAAAUAUAAACUUAAUAUUUGCUUUGUCCAAUAUCAUAAUUUUGUUUGUGCAAAUUGAAUCUUGUACAUCCCUAAAUAUUAUUGACGACCAUAACAAAAGGAAAUGUCAUGGAGACACGGUUAAACAUAUUUAGCAAAUAUGUGGUUUAAUUUAAGGUUGAUUGCCACGUUUGACGCUAGAUGGUGCUGUAAGCUGUUCGCCAAUUCAAUGUAUGGGGAACGCGGAAGUGAAUCAUAUUGUUUAUAUAAUAUAUUUGGUCAUGGGCUGAGAGCCGGAUUCUCAAAUGAUGAACAGUUGCAAUGAUUAAGGUGAAAUGAGCAGUGCAUCUACCCAUCUGUUUGUGUUUGAGUUCUAGUCAAAAUUUAUUUCAACCUUCAAAUCAAAAUUUCACAAAUUACCUGUAUUUCAGAAAUAAUGGGAAAUAACAAGUUGAAAGGAAAUGAUAAGGUUCCUAAAAUUCUUAAUAACAAUGAUUUCGAUUUUCAGGUCAAGCAUAGUGGGGAAGCAAUUUAUUUAAAAAUACAUAAAGAGUGAUUGAUACACAAGUAAUUUACGGAGUUAAAAAUGGGUUUGAAUCAUUAAAAUAAAAAAAAACUAUACCGAAAAGAAAAUAAAUAGGCAUUUUACGCUGAUAUUGGAAUAAUGCACUAUCGAAGACCAAAUAAAAGGGAAUCAAAUAUAAUUGGGGAGAUAAUUGUUAAAAAAAUCAUCUUAUAGAUAUGGAAUCGUUCAGACCGGUUAAACAGUUCGACACCAAGGUGGAUCAAUCCCAGCUGGCAACGGAGUGGCGUAAGUGGAAGCGGAGCCUGGAGUACUACUUGGCCGCCAGUGGAAUCACUGGCCAACGAGAGAAACGAAAUCAGCUCUUGCACCUGGGAGGACCCGACCUUCAGGACAUUUUCGAUAACCUGCCCGGAAUUCAUGACGUUCCGCAUGUGUCUUCUGAUCCACCAUUCUACGACGUGGCCGUCCAACAGUUAGAUUCCCAUUUCCAGCCAUGUCGCCGGCGCACGUAUGAAAGACACGUAUUCCGCCAGAUUUCUCAGCAGCAAGGAGAGCGCUUCGGAGAUUUCGUCAUGAAGCUGCGUGUACAAGCAAAUCGGUGUGAUUUUGAUCAGGAUGGAAGUUCGGUCAUGGAAAGCAUGAUUAUCGAUCAAAUAGCUGAGAAAUGUCUUUCUUCAGCACUUCGAAAGAAAAUCCUAGAGAAAGAUCGGUCUCUUGAUGAAGUGGUGGCUAUAGGUAAAACAAUAGAAGAUGUCGAACAACAAUGCAAGGAACUGGCUGCAAAAGAGGGGGUCGGCAGGUCUUCGACGAUCGUGAAUAAGAUAAAUCGACAGCCCUUUCAGCCUUCGAGAACAUCGUUGCAGACAACCUCACAGCGCGCCUUCAAUCAGUCAGGACAAUUUCGGCGGCGCAACACCUACGACCAACCCGGAUACAGACCAGAAGUGAAACGUAAUUGGAGCAACCCCGACAAUCAGCAACCAUUCGUAACACCUGGAAGAUAUCGCCAAAAUACCGACAACAGAAUUUGUUUUGCGUGUGGCCGUCGAGGACAUCGCAAGGGCAGUUCAGCUUGUAUCGCUCGUGAUGCGCAAUGCAUCAAGUGUCGAACAUUCGGUCAUUUCGCAAAAUGGUGCACAAAGAGGAUUAACGAUGAACCAAUACAAGACCUGGCUCCAACAAAACGCAUCAAGACGGUAGAGGAGUCCUUUGAGAAGCGAAAUUGCUUUGGAAAUAACGAAAUUACGGGACACGAUCAAGAGAUUUGUUUCGUUAUGGGAGGAAAUGUAUUCCGAUUCAAAGUGGGUGGCAUUGAGACCAUAAUGACAAUCGACUCUGGAGCAGCGGCAAAUAUUAUCGAUCUUCAUACUUGGGCGACGCUACAAAGGUGCGGAGCAAAACUGGUCUACAGCCCUGACGUGGAUCGCUCAUUCAAAGCCUACGGUUCAGAUUCUCCCCUGCGUAUGAUUGGAAUGUUCGUAGCAGAAAUAGAAGCAGUCGAUAACAAGGUGGAUGCGACAUUCUACAUUGCUGAAAAUGAAACGCAAAGCCUUCUUGGUGAUGAAACGGCUAAAAAGCUCAAAGUGUUGAAGAAGCUAUAAUGUUGGAUCGCUGCAAGAGACUCCGACAAUGUUUCCCAAGAUCAAAGGUGUACUCGUAGAAAUCCCCGUUAACCCCGACGUCAAACCUGUCCAACAACCAUACCGUCGAGCUCCGUUCGCUGUAGAAGAUAAGGUUGCAGCAAAGCUCCAAUACCUCCUCGACCGAGACAUAAUCAGCCUUCAGCUUGGGUAUCACCCUUGGUAUCACCAAUUGUUCCUGUUUUGAAGGACAAUGGGGAGAUUCGCCUUUGCGUAGACAUGCGGCGCGCGAACCAAGCGGUUAUUCGAGAGACGCAUCCGUUACCGAUAGUUGAAGAACUUUUCGGUAGCAUUCAUGGAGCAGUACGGUUCUCAAAACUGGACAUUCGUGAGGCGUAUCACCAAGUAGAGAUUUCUGAGCGUUCAAGGGAGAUAACAACUUUCAUAGCUAAGCAAGGACUGUACAGAUACAAAAGGCUAAUGUUUGGCAUCAGUUGCGCGCCGGAAUUAUUCCAAAAGGUGAUGGAGUCCAUCGUGGCGGGUUUGGAUGGUGUGGUCGUUUAUUUGGAUGAUGUAAUGGUCACAGGGCGUACUCAAAAGGAGCAUGAUGAAAGGCUACAUGCUCUUUUGGCUCGUCUAAAGGAAUACGGAAUUUUGCUGAACGAAGAAAAAUGUUUGUAUAAUGUUCCUAAAAUAGAGUUUGUUGGCCACGAGUUGUCCAGUACCGGUAUUCGCCCAACAGAGAACAGGAUCGAAGCCAUCAAAACAUUCAGAGCUCCGAGGAAUUUGUCGGAGCUACGUAGUUUCCUGGGGCUAAUCACAUAUGUGGGUCGAUUUAUACCUUCUCUGGCCGACAAGACAGAACCAUUGCGACAACUAUUACGUACGGGUGAGAAAUUUGCUUGGAAAUCGCAGCAUUCCGAUGGGUUUGAAGGGAUCAGGAAAGCGGUAACCGAAACGGAUUUUCUCGGUUACUAUGAUCCUAAGGAUCUCUGCAUUGUGAUGACCGAUGCAAGUCCCACAGGUCUGGGAGCUGUUUUGCUGCAGCAAAGCUCCGACGUGUACAGACGAAUAAUAUCAAUUGCCAGCAAAGCCCUUACUGACGUCGAGCAAAAAUAUUUCCAAACAGAAAAAGAAGCCCUCUCUUUGGUUUGGGCGGUCGACAGGUUUCAGCUAUAUCUGCUGGGCAAAAGAUUCCAACUGGUGACCGACUGCAAACUUCUUCUUUUUCUGUUCAAAGAAAGAUCCAAACCCUGCGCUAGAAUCGAACGUUGGGUUCUGCGCUUGCAGGCUUACAACUUCAAAGUAGUUUACCAGCCUGGAUCGAACAAUUUGGCUGAUUCACUUCCCAGAUUGUCAAUAAUGGACCCAGUCCCUUUUAGUAGUUCAGAUGAAGGCUGCAUACUACAACUAGCGGUAGCAGGAAUUCCAAACGCCAUAUCAGUGAAAGAGGUCGAAGAAGAAACUAUGAAAGACAAGGGACUACAAAAUGUCCUAGAAUGUUUGGAAACCGGGAUAUGGAACGAGAUUGCUAAGGACUUCAAACCUUUCAGAUCGGAACUAUGUAGAGUUGGAAACCUUCUUCUGAGAGGCGACAGACUGGUCAUUCCCACACAGCUAAAGUCAAUAAUUCUAGACAUUGCCCAUGAGUCGCAUCCAAGAAUAGUGGUUAUGAAGAGAAGGUUGCGGCACAAAGUUUGGUGGCCCCAAAUGGAUACGGAAGUCGAAUCGUACGUGAAGAAGUGUAAAAAUUGUACUCUUGUAUUAGCACCGAGUCCCCCGAUGAUCCGAACAAAACUGUCAGAUAAAGCCUGGAUGGACCUUGCAAUUGACUUCGUAGGACCUUUACCAUCUGGCCACAAUUUGCUUGUGAUUGUAGACUAUUUCAGUCGUUUCACUGAAGUGGUCAUUAUGCGACAAAUUACGGCAAGCAUGACUGUUAAGGCACUGCACGAAAUAUUUUGCCGUUUUGGUAUGCCGGACUCAAUAAAAACCGACAAUGGACUCCAGUUUAUCAGCACCGAACUUCAAGACUUUUGUAAACAAUUUGGCAUUGAGCACAGAAAAACGACUCCCUACUGGCCUCAAGCCAAUGGAGUGGUAGACAGAAUCAACCGCUCCAUUGGAAAAAGAUUGAAGAUCAGCCAAGAAACGUCUGGAUCCGAUUGGCAGUGGGAUCUGAGGUCAUUCAUUCUCAUGCAUAACUCAACACCACAUUCCACAACCGGCGUAGCACCCUCUCUCCUGAUGUUUGGGAGGAAGAUCAAGGAUAAGCUUCCAGGAUUGCUGAUGAAAGACACCAAAAUCCUCGAGGAGAUUCAAGAUCGGGACUGUUUGCAGAAAAUGAAAGGAGCCGUAUACGCAGAUAAUCGACGAUUCGCUAAACCAAAUGAUCUACAAGAAGGUGAUGUGGUGGUAACAAAGCGUAUGCAGAAAGAAAACAAAUUGUCUACGCCAUUUGACCCUGAAGAAUACAUUGUCGUUUCUCGUAGUGGUUCAGAUGUGACAUUGAAGUCAAAUGAAAGCGGGAGGGUUAUUCAUCGAAAUGUGUCUCACCUUAAAAAGAUCUUUUCAGAUGGAAACGUCACUUGUGAAACCCCGGAAGCGAUCAUGAACCCCACGGACCAAUACGACCAUUCGAAGCAGACGUCAUCAAGCACAGAUGACACCACGUCCGGCGAGCGCGAUUCAAACCGAUCAAGAACUGCUGAAGUAAACCGAGACCGUAUUCCACACAACUUUCCAACCCCAAGAGAUGAAUCGAAUGCCCGUCCAAAACGAGAAGUAAAACAUCCGGUUUAUUUGAAAGAUUACAAAGUUAAUAGCCUUGAUUAGAUUUAAGAAAAAGAGGAAUGUAGUGUCGAUCUACUUGGUUUUCCUAAAUGUGUAUUAACCUUGAGCAUAUCAUACCUUAACUAUGUAUACACCUUAACAAUAUCGAGAAGCAUACCUUUUGUUGUAACAUACCUUGUUGACAGAACAAAUCAGUUCAUUUCUAUCCUCGAUCACUACAGGUGGAAGCAGCACUACGACGAACACCUGAAUCGUGUGAAAAGCACAGACAUGGAGGAUCAAUGCAGCGGAAGAAAUACGUCAGUGCAGCAGAAAACACGUUGAGGGAAGUUAUGGAGCUCAAGAACAAUAAGUCGAAUGGUAUGGAUGAUAUCGGAGCUGAACUCAUCAAGAUGGUCCCAGAAAAGUAGGCCACGUGCCGGCACCGGCUAAUACCCAAGUAACAUUUUAAGUUUUGUUCGGCUCUACAAGAGAUCUUCAUGACCAAUUUUAUAAAACUUGCAAUAAAACUGAAUCAUACAUCAAAACCUCUUGAUAACCUCUUUAAGAGCAUCUUCCGGCUAAGUGGACCACUCUCGGAGAGGUUUAGCAAGCCGCAUUAAGAGUAGCAAUAAAUCCGUUUUAACUAUGACAGCUCAAAAUGCAGAGAAGCUUCUUCGAUGGCACGUUAAGUUCAGGAGGAUACAUCAUUCGUAAGUAGAAAGCGAUUAUUUCAAAGUUAUAUUUUAGUAGUUAUUAUGCUGGUAGGCUUAUGCGCUUUCGAAUUUACCGUGAAUAUUGGGGUUGCAGAAUCAUAAAAUUAAUGCGCUUCGGAAAUAGUGAAUAUUAUCAUCUUGGAAUGAAAUAAAUCAAUUUGUGAAUUUAGUAAAACCAUCUCGAAUCACAAGAAAACUCAGCAGAGAGAGUUUAUUUAUGUGAGCAUGUUAUGAAAAUGGUGGCAAACUAUCAAUUCAUUGCUAAUUUAAGCAAAAUUAACUAUUUUCCAUUCACGUAAGCUAAUUCUUCAAUAUGGCGACGACCAUAAUCAGCGAAAAUAAAACGAAAGCAAGUUUGCUUUUAUGAUGACCGCAACAAACCUAGCAGUGUCGUAGUUUCUGCUUUUCCACCAACAGAUGUCGUUACUAAUCGAACGGAUCGCCAUCUGUUGAGAGUUUUAACAGCUUUAUUGUGGUAAUAAUGAUUGCCAGUUAGCCUAGUGGUUAAGGUUAUGGAUCGCCAAUCCGGAGACGGCGGGUUCGAUUCCCGUUCCGGUCGGGAAAAUUUUCUCGACUCCCUGGGCAUAGUGUAUCACUGUACUUGCCACACAAUAUACAAAUUCAUGCAAUGGCAGGCAAAGAAAGCCCUUCAAUUAAUAACUGUGGAAGUGCUCAAAGAACACUAAGUUGAAGCGAGGCAGGCCAAGUCCCAGUGGGGACGUCGUGCCAUAAAGAAGAAGAAGAAGAAUGAUUGCCAGAAGGUUUACAUAUCGGAAAGUUUUGUUUACUCUUGAAAUUUGUCUUUAUGGAUAUCUUCAAGUAUACUAUAAAACAUUUUAUCAAUGGUUUUCAUAAAAGCAGUCAUAAAACUGUGAGUGUUAAUUAUUUCUGUAAUAAAACCUUAAUAAAAAUCAAUCAACACCAAUCAGCAAUGGAAUUGUUACUUGGGUAGUCUAGAUCUGGGUGACCGAACACUAGAACAGCUACCGGAGGAGUGGGGUUAUUUGCCCCAUCUAUAUGACGCCAAAAAAGUGCUAUCCCAGAUCAUCUUCUGUCGUCUGCCAUCUAAAAUUAAUGAGUGUUUGGGAAGGUACAAGCCGGUUUCAUCGACGGCCGGUCGUCAAUUCUCCAAAACAGCCGUGAAUACCAGAUCCCAAAGAAUAGCCUGUUCAGCAACAUACAACUGUAUCGACGGCACAAAACUAUGGCAAAUCAUAGACGAUCCUGGGAUUUCCUGGGAAUCUGACCAGACUGAUCGAAGCAACGAUGGACGGUGUGCAAAACUAUGUAACAGCUUCGGGUAAACUAUCCAUUUCAUUCGAAUCUCAUCGGAGACGGUGACCAGAUGACAGACUCCAUACCUGCUCUUCAACAUCAGUCUGAAAGGUGUGACGGAAUCACAGCAGUAAUUGUUGAUGGGCUGAUAAAUUUCCUAAGUAAUUUCUGUGAGAAUUCUCGGUGGAACUUCAAUGGGAUAUUCAAAGCGGAAUUAUAAUAGAACUAGUAUUAAGAAUCAAGCACAGUUUUUGAAGAUGUCGAUCUUAGAUGCUGGGUGCGGUUCAAGUUCAUAAGAGACGAUUCAGCCAAGGGCUGAAAGCAGGGCCGGAUCUAAGGGGGGGCCGGGGGGGCCCGGGCCCCGGGCCCCCACAUUUUAGGGGCCCCCACAAAAACCUUUUUUGGUUGCUAACAUUAGCUUUAUUUUUCAUAUUGCUCAAGUACUGUUCGAAAAUAAGGAAAAAUAUUUUUGGUCAUCUCUCCGAGGGGCCUCCACAUCCGCUCGGGCCCCGGGCCCCCACAAUCCUUAAUCCGGGCCUGGCUGAAAGUCUCUUAAAUAAAGACAAAUCAAUCAAUCAUGUUCAUAUUCUAAUCUUUUUUUCUUUUUUUUCUGUUGGUAUACUAUAUCUUCUUGCCUAACAAACGAUGAAAGUGUUGUAGCAAACAAUUGUUAGCUGAGCAUAGAGAAAUCUAUGGGGUCUCCAGUUAGCCUAGUGGUUAAGGCUAUGGAUCGCCAAUCCGGAGACGGCGGGUUCGAUUCCCGUUCCGGUCGGGGAAAUUUUCUCGACACCCUGGGCAUAGUGUAUCAUUGUACUUGCCUCACAAUAUACAAAUUCAUGCGAUAGCAGGCAAAGAAAGCCCUUCAAUUAAUAACUGUGGAAGUGCUCAAAGAACACUAAGUUGAAGUCCCAGUGGGAACGUCGAGCCAUAAAGAAGAAGAAGAAGAAGAAGAAGAAGAAGAAGAAGAGAAAUCAAUGAAAUUUUAGUUUAAAUAAAAUAUCUGGACGGGCAAUCUGCUAUCCUCAGCAUGGUCGCUUUUAAUGCUUCAGCUACCUAUACGGGCACUAAUAGAUGUUCUAAAAUUAUGUUCUUGUCCUUCAAGAUGAUGUCAAGUUUACUGAUCCAGAAAAAAAUAUUGCAUAGACACAAAACAUUCAUUUCAAACGAAGCACAAACAACAACGAAAC